AUGGCGCUUCAAACUUACAAACCUGCGACUUUUCUCAUCUCCCUUUCCCUCCUCCUAGCUCUCUUCCCUACUGGGAUUUCCUCACAAGCAAACAACAAAAACUCCCAACUUCGGAAAGGCUCAUCUCUCUCGGUAGAAUCCGACACCGACUUGUUCAUUUCCCCUGACAAAACCUUCACUUGCGGGUUCUACGGCUUGGGCGGCGAAAACGCUUACUGGUUCUCAAUCUGGUUCACCAAUUCCAACGACCGGGCCGUGGUUUGGACCGCUAACAGAGACCGGCCCGUGAACGCCAAAGGCUCAAAGCUUUCCUUCCGCAGCAACGGCGCUUUAGUCUUGACCGACGUCGACGGCUUCCUCGUUUGGGAGACCAACACCAGCUCCACGGAUGCCUCACUCGCCGAGCUUCUGGACACUGGGAAUCUCGUCGUUAAAAACCCAGGUGGUAAAAUUCUGUGGCAGAGCUUCGAUUCCCCAACUGACACUCUUCUCCCGACCCAAUUCUUCAAAAAGAGCUCCACUCUGGUCUCAAAAUCGGGUCCGGGGAACUUUGGGUCGGGUUAUUUCUCCUUGCUCUUCGAUAACGAUAACGUUCUCAGGUUGAUCUACGAUGGCCCCGAGGUUUCCAGCAUCUACUGGCCGAACCCAGAUUACAACGUGUACCAGAAUGGCCGUAACAAUUACAACAGCAGCAGAAUUGCUGUUCUUGACGAGAUGGGGGAAUUCGUGUCUACUGAUAGGUUUCAAUUCAGGGCCUCUGAUUUUGGGGUUGGGGUUAAAAGGAGAUUAACCUUGGAUUACGACGGUAAUCUCAGGCUUUACAGCUUGAACAACAAUUUGAGGGGUGGAAACUGGGUGAUUACGUGGCAGGCCAUGGUUAAGCUAUGUAACGUCCAUGGGAUUUGCGGGAGGAAUGGGAUCUGUUUGUACACUCCGGCGCCCAAGUGUUCUUGCCCGCCUGGAUACCAAGUCAAAGAUGUUCAAAAUUGGAGUCAAGGAUGCCAGCCCAAGUUCAACAUCAACACUUGUUUAAGACCAAAUCAGGUGAAGUUCGUUGAGGUUCCGCAUGUAGAUUUCUGGGGAUUCGAUCUCAAUUUCAGCGAGCCAGCUUCCAUGGAGAGUUGCAGGAAGCUUUGCCUUGACGAUUGCCGGUGUGCUGGUUUUAGCUACAGACUUGAUGGGGAAGGGCGGUGCUACACCAAAGGCACGCUCUUUAAUGGUUUUCAAUCAACUGAAUUUCCGGGCAGCAUCUAUUUGAAGCUGCCGCAGAGCUUUGUUGUCGAGAAUGAAGCUCACAUUCUUAAUCCCAUGGAUACAAUUUGCGAAAAUGAUGGAUCGAGAAUCAUGAUUGGUUCUCCAUCUAUGUACGAGAUAGACAAGAAGAAGGUGAGGUGGGUUUAUCUCUACUCGUUUGCUUCUGCAAUUGGCGCGAUUGAGGUCCUGUUGAUAGCAAUAGGUUGGUGGUUUCUUUCUUCAAUGCUAGGGAUUCCUGCUUCUGCCGAAAUGGGAUAUAGAGCGAUUGCAAGUCAGUUCAGGAGGUUUAGCUAUUCAGAACUGAAAAAGGCAACCAAAAGUUUCAGGCAAGAGAUUGGUAGGGGAGGGUCUGGAACCGUUUACAAGGGGGUUUUAGUUGAUGAAAGAGUUGUUGCAGUUAAAAGACUCGAAGAGUCGUACCAAGGUCAAGAUGUGUUUUGGGCAGAAGUGACCACAAUUGGGAAGAUCAACCACAUGAAUUUGGUGAGAAUGUGGGGAUUCUGUUCUGAAAACAGACACAGGAUGUUGGUCUAUGAGUAUUUGAGACAUCAGUCGCUCGACAAGCAUCUCUUCUCCAAAGGAACCACCACUAGGUUCCUUGAGUGGCAAGUUAGGUUUAAGAUUGCUCUUGGGACGGCGAAAGGGUUGGCUUAUCUUCACCAUGAGUGUCUCGAAUGGGUCAUACAUUGUGACGUGAAGCCGGAGAACAUACUAUUGGACGAUGACUUUGAGCCCAAGAUUGCGGAUUUCGGGCUUGCCAAGCUGUCUCAGAGAGGGAGCAACAGUUCGGAGUUCACCAAGAUCAGAGGGACGAAAGGGUACAUGGCUCCAGAGUGGGCUUCAAAUCUGCCCAUUACGGCUAAGGUCGAUGUUUACAGCUAUGGAGUGGUGAUUCUGGAGUUGGUAAAAGGAAUUCGGCUUUCGAAUUUGGUUGCAGAGGAUGUGGGGGAAGAGGAGGUGGAAGAGGAAGAGGAAGCUGAGCUUGCUAGGUUUGUGAGGAUAGGGAAGAAGAAGAUUCAAGGUGGGGAGAAGCCAUGGAUUGAUGAUGAUAUGGUGGAUCCCAAGUUGGUAGGGAAUUUUAACAAGAGACAGGUGGAGAGGGUUGUUGAAAUUGGGCUGUCGUGUGUUGAAGAAGACAGGAACAAGAGGCCAACAAUGGACUCUGUAGUCCAAUCUUUAUUAGAUUGUCAGGAUUUGAGUCAAAUGUCAACAUCUAUUUUCCAAUCAUCGUCCGUCCACUAG
Molecule: messenger RNA, 2496 nt
Organism: Linum tenue
Lineage: Eukaryota; Viridiplantae; Streptophyta; Magnoliopsida; Malpighiales; Linaceae
Source: the annotation of a GenBank genome assembly